AUGUCCAACUUCCACCACUCCGCCCAGGACACCCGCGUCGACGACGGCCACAUCCUCCGCGCCCGUCUCCAGAACGGCAACGGCGACUUCGUCGACGCCGAGUGCAACCUCAACGACUGCCUCGGCAACGACAACGGCCGUUUCGACUGGGGUGGCCGCGGCUUCGCUGAUUCCGCCGAGAGCAUCCGCUUCGAGUUCGAGGGCGACCAGCCCAUCCUCCGCGCCCGCCUCUUCAACGUUGAGGGCCAGGCCAUCGACGCCGACGUGAACCUGUGCGAGCGCCUGUCCAACAACGACGGCAACUUCCACUUUGAGUGUACGUCUUCCACACACUACCCUCAUUCUCUCUUUGAGAAAAUACGCAUCUAA
This is a messenger RNA of Colletotrichum abscissum, 369 nucleotides long. RefSeq lists its product as uncharacterized. The record is from RefSeq and is a predicted model, not a curated record. The coding region runs from base 1 to 369 and encodes 122 amino acids. Lineage: Eukaryota; Fungi; Ascomycota; Sordariomycetes; Glomerellales; Glomerellaceae. The transcript has 2 exons.